GUUUUGUAGUCAAGGUAUCAUUAGAAGAGAAUAGUUUUGUGAAGACCAGAGAGGUUAAUUCACGAAUACAAUGUAUUGUUCUUAUGAUAAUCCCGUGCAAUUGAUGAUACAAUUGAAUGAAGGGAGAUAAAAGACGAACUAUGGGAACUACAUGAAUAAGACAACAAAGCUUUUGCAAAAGACCCUCGACUCAAUAACUCUAUUGAGAGUUGAUACGCACUUUUCAAGUAAUCCAUUGAGAUGAAAUUUGGUGUUAUUUUAAAGACACGCCAAUGAUAUUGGGAUGACAACCCAGCACCUCCUUCGAGGAAAUAAAAAAACCCUAUAGAGAAGAAAUUAAACUUCUCAAACUUAGAUCUGGAAUAGAUCAAUUACUUGGUCACCCUACUUUGUUGGAAAGAAAACCAACGGGGGCUGAUCAAUGAAAGCUGGUCAUCACCAUUUCAACCGGGUUGAGUUGGAUAGACUGAGAGGGAACCAGGCUGGACAAACAAAGAAGAAGGGAAGGUGCUAUUCCCAAAAGGGCACAAUUCAAAGGAAUUUAAGUAGAGAAAAGGGUAAAAACAGAAGCAUGUACUAUAUUCAUGAAACAAAACAAAUAGACAGAAGGAAUAGAAUUAAAGGGUCCUAGCUUCAUUGAUGGGAGUUUCAGAUAUAACCCACAUUGGGUGAAACUAUCGUUUAAUCAGGAAUGUUUCUAUGUAAUUCCUAG
Molecule: messenger RNA, 712 nt
Organism: Hyphopichia burtonii NRRL Y-1933
Lineage: Eukaryota; Fungi; Ascomycota; Pichiomycetes; Serinales; Debaryomycetaceae
Exons: 1
Coding region: 422-631 (69 amino acids)
Source: RefSeq, a predicted model, not a curated record